UAUUGUAUGUUAACUGAUAAUCCAAAUAAAAAUUCUCCAAUGCACUUUGUUCAUGAUGUAAAAGUGCAAGUCCAGUGUCGCACUGUACAUUUAUUGCUCUGAAAUCUCACCUGCGUGUGGGCGUGGCCUUGUGAAUGUCACUCACCCGCUGCGUCACGUAUCCACGGCUCUCUUGAACGCUACGGACAUAUGUUGUGUGUGACCCCUAGGAAAAAAGCAUAGCAUGCAUAAACAAACAUUACAGCUUUCUGUCUGCAUAGGAACUAAAAUGAGAAGGAGGCUUAUCGAGACUGAUUGACCGUCAUAGUGUAUGUGACAUCGCAGGUGUCAUGGAGAAUUCACGGGCAUCACUGAUGUUCAAGGCGGCCGCGGUGGCAGCGAUCGGUCUCACCGCCACGUUCGUCAUGCUCGUCCAAGAUCCAGACACGCUGUUCGGAGGGGGAUACCCAGAACUGUGGCGGAGAACCGGACUGGCAGGAGCCCCUACGCGAGCGGCAGCCUGCAUAUUCGCGGGCGUGUUCCUCUUAGCGAUGGGCUGGUUGUACAGACUGUUAUUCGCUCCUCUGGAGCUGCUCCGCGGUGUGGAUGAGGUGGGGUACAUCGCGGAGGACGGGCGCUCUCGUGCCCAGGCUGCCAACGAAGUGCGUCGGCGACGGAAGACCGGAGAAUUACCGCCCGUUUAUCCAAACGGCUGGUAUCGGGUUUUAGACUCUCACAUGCUGGAGAGAGGAGAUGUGAAGAGUGUGACAGUGCUGGGACAACAGGUGGCAGUGUUCCGUGGGCAGGAUGGCAAGGCCUACGUGGUGGAUGCUUACUGCCCCCACUUAGGCGCCAACCUGGCUGUGGGUGGGCGAGUCGUAGGGGGAUGCAUUGAAUGCCCCUUCCAUGGGUGGCAGUUCCGUGGGACUGAUGGGAAAUGUGUCAGGAUUCCAUAUGCAGAUAAAGUGCCUGAGUUUGCGAAGGUGCGGUGUUGGCCCAGCUGUGAGAUCAACGGGCAGGUUCUGGUGUGGUUUCACUGUGACGGACUGGAGCCCAGCUGGAGAGUGCCAGAACAGAGCGAGAUCACCCGCGGGGAAUGGGUGUACCGCGGCCGUACCGAACAUUUCAUUAAUGCACACAUUGAGGAGAUUCCAGAGAACGCAGCAGACAUCGCACACUUGGCUCAUUUGCACACUCCAGGUAUCGUCAGUGGAGUUGAUCUACGCUAUACGAACAGCAAGACCUGGGAGUUUAUACGGCAUGACUGGAAGGUGGAGUGGAAGCCUGAGCCUGAGCCGGACAAGCACUGCUCGCAGAUGUUGGUGAAACACGCUCUCACAGUGUUCGGACGCCACUGGCCUCUUCUUGAUUUGGACGUUGUGGCCAGACAGGUGGGUCCAGGUGUGGUUUUCCUGCUUUUUGAACACAGUUUUCUGGGUCGGGGUGUGAUCAUGCACUGCGUUACCCCAGUCGAGCCAUUACUGCAGUGUGUAUCACACACCAUCUUCUACCAGAGCACCAUCCCUCCCCUGGUUCCCAAAUUCAUUCUUCGGGCAGAGUGCAUUCAGUUUGAACGAGAUGUGAUGAUCUGGAACAACAAGACGUACAUCUCCAAACCUAUGCUUGUGAAAGAAGACUCGGCCAUUCAGAAACACAGACGCUGGUUCAGUCAGUUCUACAGUGAGAACAGCCCGCGACUGCGCUACCAGCACGACACUCUGGACUUCUGAACAUCAACUAUGCUUCAGCCCAUAUGGGUUGCUUAAAGGCCAAUACCAAUAUUUUUUUAACCGAAGCUGAUAUUUUGUUGGUAUUUAAAAA
Sinocyclocheilus anshuiensis is the source of this 1800-nucleotide messenger RNA. Its product is annotated as cholesterol 7-desaturase-like. The coding region runs from base 330 to 1709 and encodes 459 amino acids. Gene Ontology annotation, molecular function: oxidoreductase activity; 2 iron, 2 sulfur cluster binding. Gene Ontology annotation, cellular component: cytoplasm. The record is from RefSeq and is a predicted model, not a curated record. Lineage: Eukaryota; Metazoa; Chordata; Actinopteri; Cypriniformes; Cyprinidae. The transcript has 7 exons. Gene Ontology annotation, biological process: cholesterol metabolic process.